AUGUCUGCGGAAGGGUCCGAGGCGGCGGCAGCCGCGCAGGCCGCACCAGAAUCCUCCUCCACUCCCGCUCCCGCUGCUGACGUGGAUCAGCUUGCAGGGUCGUUCAAUGGGAUGACAUUGGACGAGCGGUACGCGCUGGUGCGGAGCGUGGGGGAGGAGUGCAUUCAGGAGGACGAGCUGCGCAACCUGCUGCUCAAGAAAAAGGACCCCGUCGCCUACGACGGCUUUGAACCCUCCGGUCGCAUGCACAUCGCUCAAGGAGUGAUGAAGGCGCUGAACGUGAACAAGCUGACCCAAUCAGGGUGCAUUUUCAAGUUCUGGGUGGCGGACUGGUUCGCGCAGCUGAACAACAAGAUGGGCGGCGAUCUCAAGAAGAUCCAGACCGUUGGUCGCUACAUGAUGGAGGUGUGGCGCGCAGUGGGCAUGGACCUCACGCGCGUGGAGUUCCUGUGGUCGUCUGAGGAGAUCAACGGGCGCGCAGGGGAGUACUGGCCUUUGGUUAUGGAUAUCGCCAGAAAGAACAAGUUGCCAAGGAUCCUCAGGUGUUCACAGAUCAUGGGGCGCAGUGAGACGGACGAGCUGUCGGCCGCACAGAUCUUCUAUCCCUGCAUGCAGUGUGCCGACAUCUUCUUCCUCAAGGCGGACAUCUGUCAGCUGGGCAUGGACCAGCGCAAGGUGAAUGUGCUGGCCAGGGAGUAUUGCGAUGACAUCAAGCGGAAGAUGAAGCCCAUCAUCCUCUCCCACCACAUGCUGCCGGGGUUGUUGCAAGGGCAGGAGAAGAUGUCAAAGAGUGACCCGAACUCCGCAAUCUUCAUGGAGGACGAGGAGGCUGAAGUGAAUGUGAAGAUCAAGAAGGCAUUCUGUCCACCAGGGGAGGUGGAGGGCAACCCGUGCAUUGCCUACGUGCAGUACAUUGUGCUGCCCUGGUUCAAGCAGUUUGAGGUGGAGCGCAAGGAGGAGCACGGAGGCAACGUCAUCUACACUGAUGCUGAUCAGCUGUGUGCAGACUACAAGGAGGGUAAACUCCACCCAGGUGACCUCAAGCUGGCUCUUUCCAAAGCACUCAACAGGAUUCUCCAGCCUGUACGAGACCACUUCAAGACGAACCCUGAUGCAAAGAAACUGCUCGCGCAAGUGAAGAGCUACAAGGUUACAAGGUAG
Messenger RNA from Closterium sp. Yama58-4, 1161 nucleotides. The record is from the annotation of a GenBank genome assembly. NCBI's taxonomy places the organism in Eukaryota, Viridiplantae, Streptophyta, Zygnematophyceae, Desmidiales, Closteriaceae.